Musca domestica (house fly) is the source of this 2496-nucleotide messenger RNA. Its product is annotated as sphingomyelin phosphodiesterase 4. Lineage: Eukaryota; Metazoa; Arthropoda; Insecta; Diptera; Muscidae. The record is from RefSeq and is a predicted model, not a curated record. Bases 128 to 2401 code for a protein of 757 amino acids. Gene Ontology annotation, molecular function: sphingomyelin phosphodiesterase D activity. The transcript is spliced from 10 exons. Gene Ontology annotation, biological process: glycerophospholipid catabolic process; sphingomyelin catabolic process; ceramide biosynthetic process.
UCAAAUAAAGAAUUACUUACUUACUUUAAUUUAAUUUUUAUAUUAUUAAUGAGUUUAUAUUUAUACAAUCAAAUAUCUAAUUACUUGACAAAUACAAUUUUACAAUUAUUGUUAAAGAAUUUUAAAAAUGGCUUUCUAUAACGAAAAUAUUGGGAAUCGCAUAUUGGAACUAUUGAGCUUCCCCCUGUUCGAUCGAUGCCAUGAAUUGAAUAUAUUAUUUGAUCGCUGUAAUCUGCGUGAGCUGCAGGAACUUUUUCCCACCAUAGUAAAGUCGGUGUUUGGCAUUGGCACCGGUGGCUUGGGCUGGGGACUGCGAACAACAACCAAAGAAAACUCCGCACCAUGUUUCGAUAUUUUGUACAAUUUCUUUUCACCCAUGGGACCAAUGUUUCGUUUAUGUUAUAAUUUAUUAAAUGAUCAAAUCAAGUUUGAAAUGUCUUUGGAGCAUUUGCCGCACAAAUUGGUGGAGUUAAUACACUCGGGCCAGUAUUCCAUGUUCUAUGCAGAUUUAGUCAAUAUAGAUCCCUUUCGCAGGCAGGUGACUUCCUUGAGUUUGAAUGCCUUCGACUACUACAUGUUGCAUUUUGUUAUACAUGCCACAUUUCCAUUGCAUAAAAUGUAUCCGGCUGCAUUGCAAGUACACAACGAACGCAUGAAGACUGUGUAUUUUUUCUUAACAGCCGAAUAUCUGUGUAAUUUCCUGCCCAGCCGACCAGAUGCCAUGGUUAUGCCCAGCAAUAUUUGUACCAGCGUCAAGGCUCCCCAGCCAAUGCCGGUACAGCAAUUGCAGCCAAAACGUUCACCAAAAUAUUUAAAAAUACCCCAAACAAAUCAGUCAUUGUAUGGUUCGGGUUCGAAUAAUAUGACACAGAUGAAUCAGCGGAGCAGCGAGGCUUCGCCCAGGGCCCAUGCAUGGCGUACAGAAUCAGUUUUGCAUUUCUUUAUUGAUACCUGGUUGAGGUAUGAUGUGGAUGAGGCAAGGGAUCUUCCAAGCAGUGAAUUUAUACGGGUUGUUCGAAUACUUAUAAAGCAGACUCAUUCCUUUGCGAACUCAGCCAGUUUAGAUCAAACUGCAAUGGCCACGUUGCGUAAAAUUGCCCAGCCCAUGAUGAGGCCGCGAAUAUAUCCCUUUAUUAAGAGUAUAAUUGGCCGAUGGCCCCUGGAUAGUUCAAUGUCGGUGGUAUUGGAAUUAUGGCUUAGCUAUAUUCAGCCCUGGCGUUAUACCUUUGAAUGGCAAAACAAUAGUGGAAACAAUAUAGAGGUACCCAUAAACAGCCGAUUUGAUACGUUUAUAGCCGAUAAUUUAGUCAUAUAUACACAAAUAUUUGUACACAUCCUACCAAGAUUUGAGAGAUUAGAUUUUACAUCACUGCGUAAUGUUAUUAUGUUACAUCGUUUGGUUAAGGUUUUCAGUCAAUCGACAUUGCCGCAAAAACUCUACAAUGCCGAAAAAUCAUAUGCCGGCAAUACAAUUGGUUUUGUGGAUUCACCAAGAAAACACAGCACUUUCCUAAGCUCAAAUUCUUCUGUUGAAUGGGAUGGUAGUUUUUACCAUGAAGAUGUCUAUACACCCAUGUUUGGUUCGGCCAUAAAAUGUGAAAUAGAACAAUUUAUCAAGACGGUGCACAUAUCACGCAUGUAUGUGGGCCAAGAGAUUAAUGCCAUACGACGCGAACAAAUGGAACGACGUAACUCGUUGGGAUUCUUUAGAAAAGUGUUUAGCAGUGUGUUUAGUGAUACCAGUCCGGCGGAAUUGAAAUUGCAGGAGAUUAGCAAAAUACCAGACAUACUGGACUUGGCAGUUCGUUCGUUGAGUCAAAUGUUUAAUGUUGAACUGCCCAAUAUAUCCAUGGAACAAUUGGAACCUGUUGUGGGCCAAAGUUUCUCAAAGAGCCUUAAUUUCUCCAUCUAUGACAACAGCGACUAUUUGGAUAUAUCACGGGUCUCUCCUCUGCAAAUGAUGAAUAAUUUGGCCCAUAUGAAGUCAUGCAUAGAUCCCACCACCGUACCCAUACAAACACAUGAAUGUACGGUGUUGGUGCGAUUAUUGCAUCAAGUUUCCUGUGCGCUAAAUGGCAAGUUUGGUGAGCAGUUCCACAAAUUCUGGAAUCGUCCGGAUUUUUUGGGCAAAAUAUCACAUCAAUUGUUAUAUCCUCCCAUGACGGCCCAGUGGUUCGAAAAACCCAGAGUCUCGGCAUGUGUUUCAGGUGUUAGCGAACUGUGUGAGGAGGACAUACCAGCCCGUGUAUGUUUGCGAUUUCUGGGCUCAUAUCGUACCUUGGCUCUCAUAGCUCUGGCUAUGCUAAUAGGUUAUAUAUUUUGGGGCUCAGCCUCGUAUGGUGUUAUUGCAUUAUUUUUUAUGUCACUUGUAUAUGUUUUGAUAAUGGCUCUCAUAUCAUAGUAAUAUUAUUAUUAUUAUUAUAAUUUUGGACGAUAUUUAAUAAAAAAAGAAAUGAAGAGAGCACGUUGUGUUUCUGUGUAAGAUAAAUGAAAGAA